AUGCCCACCCCUGAAGCAGAGGGCAACAUAACCCAAGCAGACCCGGGAGCUCCACAGGCUGCCCAGCCCCAAGGGCACAAGGCAGACCCCAUGGAGGCAACUGUGCCAGCUGCCCCUGGCAGAGGGAAGGAUGAGCAUGGGCAGGAGAAGGAUCUGGCUGCUUCCCUGGCUCAGCAUGGAGAGUUGGCAGAGCCUGGGAAGGAGAAGCCUGGAGAAGAGGCUGGAGAAGGGAAGGCAGAGCUGGCCCCAGCUGCUCCAGUGCCCUGGGAUGCAGGGAAGGCAGAGGAGGAGGCUUCAGCUGCACAGCACCGUGGAGGGCAAGGAGCAUCCCCAGAGGAGGUGCCAGCUGCUACCAAGGCCCAGGAUGGAGGCAAGAAUGAGCCUGGGAAGGAGAAAGCCCCAGCUGCAGGAGAGCCUGCAGGAGGGGAGAGAGCAGCCGUGGAAGAGAAGGCUCCAGCCGGUGCCAAGGCUCAGGAUGGAGGGAAGGAGAAGCCCAAGGCAGAGAAGGCUUCAGCUGCAGGAGAGUGCAAAGGAGAGCAGGCAGUGCCUGCAGGAGGGAUGGCUCCAGAUGCUGCCGGGGCUCAGGAUGGAGGAAACAAUGAGCCCAGGAAGGAGCAAACCCCGGAGGGUGGUGGGAAAGCAAAGCCCCUGGAGAAGAAAACUCUGGCUGCAGAGGGGGCUGAAGGAGGGAAGGCAAAGUCCGUGCAGGAAGAGGCUGAAGCACAGGCUGGAGAUGGAGGCAAGGAAGAACCCCCAAAGGAGAAGGUUCCAGCUGCUGGAAAAGCUCAGGAUGCAGGGAAGAAAACUGUGAAGGCAGAAAAAGCUCCAGCUGAUAAAAGAGCUGCAAAGGAGAAGGGCCCAGGUGCUGCCCAGGCUCAGGAUGGGCAGAAGGCAACAGCCAAGGCAGAAAAAGCUCCAGCUGCAAAACAACCUCAAGACAGAAUCAAGGAGGAGCCUGCAAGGGAGAAGGUUCCAGCUCCUGCCGAGGCUCAGGGUGACAAAAAUAAAGUGGCAAAGGCAGAGAAAGCUCCAGCUGCAAAAAAGGCUGAAGGUGGAGGCAAGGAAGAAGCUACAAAUAAGAAGAUCUCGGCUCCUGCCAAGGACAAGCCCCCAGAUUCUGCCAAGGCUCAGGAUGGAGAGAAGGCAGCAGCCAAGGCAGAGAAAAGCUCAGCUGCAAGGAAGCCUCAAGAUGGAAGCAAAGAGCCUGAGAAAGAGCAGGUUCCAGCUCCUGCAGAGGCUCAGCUUGGAGAGAACAAAGAGCCAAAGGCAGAAAAAGCCUGCAAAGAGGCUGCGAAGAAGCCUCCAGAUGGAGGCAAAGAAGAACCUGCGAAGGAGAAGCUCCCAGCAGCUGCCAAGGUGGCAAAACCCACGGUGGCAGCAAAGGCUGAGGGUCGAGGCAAAGAGGAGCCUGCAAAGAAGGUCCUAGCAGCUGCCAAGGAGAAGGCCUCGGCUGCUGGGGAUGGAGGGAAGGAAGAGGCAGAGGUGGAGCCUCCCCCAGCUGCAGCAGAGGCUGGCGAUGGAGGCCAGGAGGCCACAGAGGCAGCAAAGGUGGAGGAGGAGCAACAGCAGCCAAAGGGCACUGAGCCUCCUCGCCCGUCUCUGCUGCAGAGCCUGAGCUGCCCAGCUGCCUGCCAAAGGGAGGAGCAUCCCUGGACGGAGGUGAUGGAGAUGAUUCCGGAGGAGACCACAGUGGUGGAGCCAAGAGAGGGUCUGGCAGAGCCUGGCCCUGCCCCACCAGCCCUGGGGGACCUGCAGCCCUCCAGCACCCUCCAGGAGAGGACAUUGCCCAGUGCCACGGGGCAGCCUGGCCCUGAGGGGCAGCCACCCUCCGUGGAGGCUCAGCCACCCCCCAGCCCCUACCUCACCCCUGACUUUGGGAAGGAAGACCCCUCUGAGAUACUGGAUGAUGUCCCUCCUCCUCCAGCACCCUUUGCCCACCGCAUCGUCACCCUGCGCUCUGCCACCGUCAGCUCCCAGUUCAACCUUGACUCCAAGGACAUCCUGGGAGGGGGGAAGUUUGGCGAGGUCCACACCUGCACGGAGAAGCAGACAGGGCUGAAGCUGGCAGCCAAAGUGAUCCGGAAGCAGGGCGCCAAGGACAAGGAGAUGGUGCUGCUGGAGAUCGAUGUGAUGAACCAGCUGAACCACCACAACCUCAUCCAGCUCUACGAUGCCAUCGAGACUCCUCGGGAGAUCAUCCUCUUCAUGGAGUUCAUCGAGGGCGGGGAGCUCUUCGAGAGGAUCAUCGACGACGACUACCACCUGACAGAGGUGGACUGCAUGGUCUUCGUGCGGCAGAUCUGCGAGGGCAUCCGCUUCAUGCACCACAUGCACGUCCUCCACCUCGACCUCAAGCCUGAGAACAUCCUCUGCGUGGCUGCUGUGGGGCACAUGGUGAAGAUCAUUGACUUUGGGCUGGCUCGAAGGUACAACCCCCAGGAGAAGCUGAAGGUGAACUUUGGCACCCCUGAAUUCCUCUCCCCAGAGGUGGUCAACUACGAGCAGGUCUCCUACGCCACGGACAUGUGGAGCUUGGGCGUCAUCACCUACAUGCUGCUCAGUGGCCUCUCCCCUUUCCUGGGUGACAAUGACACUGAGACGCUCAACAACGUCCUGGCUGCCAACUGGUACUUUGAUGAGGAGACCUUUGAGAGUGUCUCUGAUGAGGCCAAGGACUUCGUCUCAAACCUCAUCAUCAAAGAGAAGAGCGGCCGGAUGAGCGCUGCGCAGUGCCUGGAGCACCCCUGGCUCAACAACCUGGCCGAAAAGGCCAAGCGCUGCAACCGCCGCCUCAAGUCCCAGGUGCUGCUCAAGAAAUACGUCAUGAGGCGGCGCUGGAAGAAAAACUUCAUCGGCGUGUGCGCUGCCAACCGCUUCAGGAAGAUCACCAGCUCGGGCUCGCUGACGGCUUUGGGUGUCUGA
Messenger RNA from Pogoniulus pusillus (Red-fronted tinkerbird), 2922 nucleotides. RefSeq names its product myosin light chain kinase 2 (gene MYLK2). Gene Ontology annotation, molecular function: myosin light chain binding; ATP binding; myosin light chain kinase activity. Gene Ontology annotation, biological process: protein phosphorylation; striated muscle contraction; cardiac muscle tissue morphogenesis. Gene Ontology annotation, cellular component: cytoplasm. The record is from RefSeq and is a predicted model, not a curated record. Bases 1 to 2922 code for a protein of 973 amino acids. Lineage: Eukaryota; Metazoa; Chordata; Aves; Piciformes; Lybiidae. The transcript is spliced from 11 exons.